AUGCAGAGUUUAUUCCAUGGCGUACGUGAAUACUUGACGCCGGUAUUGACUGAGUCGUCAUUUGAAGACAAAGGAUUACUUACACCAGAAGAAUUUGUAAAAGCUGGUGAUUUACUUGUUUACAAGUGUCCAACAUGGCGUUGGGAAAGCGGCGAAUCGAGUCAGAGACGAUCGUAUCUCCCAGUGGACAAGCAAUUUCUUAUCACACGCAAUGUACCAUGCCGCCGUCGUGUCACGUCGCUAGAGCAAAGCUAUCAGACUGAGGAAGCUGUUGAAGGCGAGGAUGAAUGGGUGGCGACAUCUUCGUACGCUGUUGAAGGUGGCAAUACAAAUUCUGUGACCGAUUUGAGUGAUGAGAUGGGAGGAGUUUCAAUCUCACAAGGGGAUAAGUCGCAAGCUUGUAGUAGCGAUAUAAAGGGAGGAAUUCUAGGUGCUAUCGUGGACGAACACUUCAAAGCUGACUCUGCGAUUGAGUCAGAGAUUCACGAUUUGAGCACAUAUGAAGAAGAAGAUAAUCUUGUAGAAGAUGAAGCAACUCUUGAUUCAUCAUCUCAUACCUACCUCGUCGCUAGUGAGCCUGAUGACGUAGACGACGCGAUCUUACGUACCCGUACGUACGAUUUGUCGAUUACUUAUGACAAGUACUAUCAAACUCCACGUGUGUGGCUAUUUGGCUACAAUGAAUGCAACGUGCCACUCACUGGUGAUCAAAUGUUUGAGGAUAUUAUGCAAGAUUAUGCGAAUCGUACAGUAACGAUGGAAGUACAUCCCCACCGUAGCUCUUUACUUCAUGCGUCUAUCCAUCCAUGUCAACAUGGUGCUGUGAUGAAGCGUAUCAUCGCUAAUUUAAAGAUGCGCAGACCUGGUGAAACAGAGACGGAGGAUCAAGUGGCUCACACUAUUCGAAGUGAUCAGUAUUUGUUUUUGUUUUUGAAAUUUAUUCAGUCAGUCAUUCCGACUGUUGAUUAUGACUAUACGAUUGAAGUGAAUGCUAAACAGUAA
Plasmopara halstedii is the source of this 1002-nucleotide messenger RNA. Its product is annotated as autophagy-related protein 3-like. NCBI's taxonomy places the organism in Eukaryota, Oomycota, Peronosporomycetes, Peronosporales, Peronosporaceae. The record is from RefSeq and is a predicted model, not a curated record. Gene Ontology annotation, molecular function: Atg8-family ligase activity. The transcript is spliced from 2 exons. Bases 1 to 1002 code for a protein of 333 amino acids. Gene Ontology annotation, biological process: autophagosome assembly; autophagy of mitochondrion; nucleophagy. Gene Ontology annotation, cellular component: cytoplasmic ubiquitin ligase complex; cytosol.